Molecule: messenger RNA, 633 nt
Organism: Candidozyma duobushaemuli
Lineage: Eukaryota; Fungi; Ascomycota; Pichiomycetes; Serinales; Metschnikowiaceae
Gene: IFU5
Product: WW domain-containing protein IFU5
Exons: 2
Coding region: 1-633 (210 amino acids)
Molecular function (GO): protein binding
Source: RefSeq, a predicted model, not a curated record
AUGUUGACUAUCUGGGAAAAAGUCCCCAACGGCUACACUGCCCGCUUCGACGACAACUACAAGCACUGGUUUUUCGUGGACUUGAGCACGAAAAAGUCUCUGUGGGAGGCUCCCGAAGGCACCACUUGGUCCAAGGGAGACGACGUUGCUCCUCCUCCUUACAACCCUACCGGAUCCGGUGGAGGAAGCAGUGAUGCCAAUCGCUCCCAGGCACCUCCUCCAAACCAACAAAUGGCUCCACAGGGUGGAGCCGGUGGUUUCCAGCAACAGGGAUAUGGCGCUGGUCCCGGAGCUGGUCCUGGCCCAGGUUACGGCGGCUAUCCACCCCAGGGCUACGGCUAUCCUCCUCAGCCCGGUUACGGGGGCUACCCUCCACAAAUGGGUUACGGUGGCUACCCACCUCAGCAGGGAUACUACCAACAGAUGCCUCCUCAACAACAGCAGCAGCAAAGACGUCAAGGUUUUGGUGCCGGAGGUAUGGCUCUCGGUGCCGGUGCUGGUAUGUUGGGUGGUAUGAUGAUGGGAAACGCCAUGGCCAGCAGUCAGGCCAACGCUUACGCCGACGGAUACAACGACGGUAACAUGAACGAUGACUAUGGCGGCGGUGGCGACUUUGACGGAGGCGACUUUUAG